AUUUCUUGCACAAAUCGACUAGCGCUUACAUAUUUUUACAACUUCAAAAACUUCCAAACACUUCCAGCAACGACCUGCAUCCUGUAAGAUUUUUUUUUCCGCAUAACAAAAACGACUUCUGCAUACGAAAAACGACCUAUCCAGCGUUACAGAUUUCAUUUCUCUCUCCUGCUACAGCUUACAAAUAUUUUUGUCGCUCUUUUCUCGCUUACUUUUUCGGUCUUCAAGUUCCACAACCAAACAAAAUGGCCAAAGCGAUCGACGCCUGGGAGAAAGACCAGCACUGGCGCGAG
Messenger RNA from Amoebophrya sp. A120, 293 nucleotides. The record is from the annotation of a GenBank genome assembly. Lineage: Eukaryota; Dinophyceae; Syndiniales; Amoebophryaceae.